AGAGAACAAGAAUGUCAGACCUCUGCAGCCAAUAGGCGCAGAGAAGCAGAAUGCAAUCCGGAAGUAUUUUCAUUUUCCACGUGAACAGCGCAAAGUAAGCAUGGGUAGCACUCCAGGGGGAAAGAUCAACAGGCCCAAAACAGAUUUGGGGAGGAACAUCUGCAAGCGCCGCCGGGUUCAGGGGAAGCAGAAGCGUCAGCGGCACCAGAUCACCGGUGCCGUCAUCGACGCCGGUCUCACGACCAUCCAUCACCUGAAGAAAAGAAUCACCAGCAAGAGGGCCAACAUCACUCUGUCUGGGAAGAAGAAGAACAAGCUCCUCAAACAGCUGGCUCACAUGGAGAGGGAGAAGGCUGGGAUGGACGUGGCCCCCAGCGCAGCCCCAAAGACCCAGGACCCAAACACCACCCCCGCCGCAGGCCCGACCCCCGCCACCACCAAGAAGGCCAGGAAGAGGAGGAACAGGAAGGGGAAGGCCGCCGCCGCCGCCGCAGCCACCGCCGCCGCAGCCACCGCCGCCGCAGCCCCCACCGCCGCCGCCGCCGCCACCGCAGCCCCAGCGGACAUUGUAAUGCAAGACGCGGAGUAAAGACAGAAGAAGAAGAAGCAGAACUCCAAGUGGCCCCAACGUCUGGCGUCCGGCCUUCGAUGGAAGGGGCGGUGGAUGUGAAUGAGGACCACGCUGAACGGGGACAUGAUUCGGUCACAGUGGAGCGCCAGUUGGCCACCUAUACAAUUUCUGCAUUGGUUACAUCCGAAAUGAGGAUUCUGACGUGCUAAAUAUGAAUGUUAAUGUUGCGGAAAUGCUGCUUGCCUGAAUUCUCGGGCGUUUUAUUCAAGCAUAUUUUGGAUGCAUGGAUGGACACUUCAAUGUCUGGGUUCUACUGGCAAUAAGCCUCAUGGAAAACAAGUUUGAAACCAUUUCUGAAUACUUAAGUAAAGAUGUAUAGAUUACAUGGAUUUUGACGAGCAUGUUUUGCAUCCAAUAAUGACUGUUGCAUUUGGAGGGGGGGGGUCUCUGUAAUUUAAUUAGAGGCUUUUGCAUUGGAUACAUUUUUGUGCGAAAGCCUAUCAAUAUGUUGGCAGGUAAACAUAAAAAAUCUGGUCAAUUUAGGGAAGUUGACCGUUUUUUAUAUAGCCUAGUAGCAUAUUAUAUAAAAGCAUAUGUCAUUUAUGGUUCAGUUUAUCAAAUGUAUUGUUCAUGUCCUUUAAUUAUUGAUGUCUGCUUGUGAAAUGCGCCAUUAAAGUCUUGACUGUU
Gadus macrocephalus (Pacific cod) is the source of this 1258-nucleotide messenger RNA. RefSeq names its product chromosome 4 C11orf98 homolog (gene c4h11orf98). The transcript has 4 exons. Bases 101 to 589 code for a protein of 162 amino acids. NCBI's taxonomy places the organism in Eukaryota, Metazoa, Chordata, Actinopteri, Gadiformes, Gadidae. The record is from RefSeq and is a predicted model, not a curated record.